AUGAAUGCUGCUGAAAGAAAUACUAAUUCAGAACCUUCCUCUACUGAAGUUCUAGAGUAUAUUAAGAAUUCUGACCUUCAUGAUCUAGGUUAUAGUGGAAAUAUGUUUACAUGGACUAGUAAUAGUCAUGGUACAGGAAAAAUCAAAUCUAGACUAGAUAGAUCUCUAGUUAAUAGUGAGUGGAUGUUGUCUUAUCCUAAUGAUGCACUUUUCCAUCUACUAUUAAAGCUUUCUAUCAUGCUCCCAUCUUUUUAUCCAUGUUCUGCAGCUUUUCUUUUAACUGAAAAACUCUCAAAUACAAGAUGUAUUCUUUCUAGAUGGAGUAAGGAAACAUUUGGUAACAUACAUGCUAAGAUUACUUUACUUCAAGAAGAUCUGCAACAACUUCAAGCCUCGGAUAUACAAGGCAGCAAUACUGAGAAAGUUAAAAAGCUGGAAAUUGAGAUAUAUAAUCUUAAUGAGAUUCAAGCCAGUUCAAAUAUGCAGAAAUCAAGAGAUCAUUUUUAUAAUGUUAUGGACAGAAACUCCAAAUACUUUCAUAUAAGAGUUAAUCGUAGAAGAGCCAGAAACAAGAUAGACUCUCUACUAGCUCCAGAUGGUUCUUGGUGUCUAGAUAGAGCUUCUAUAGAGAAUCAUAUUCCUUCCUGCAUUACAGAACAAGAUAAUGAGAAGCUUACUAAGAUUCCAGAUGAUGUUGAAAUAUAUGAUGCUCUUAUGUCAAUGCAACCUUGGACUAGCCCAGGGCCUGAUAGAUUCCCACCAGGCUUUUAUCAAACUCAGUAG
This is a messenger RNA of Papaver somniferum (opium poppy), 783 nucleotides long. RefSeq lists its product as uncharacterized. The record is from RefSeq and is a predicted model, not a curated record. The transcript has 3 exons. The coding region runs from base 1 to 783 and encodes 260 amino acids. NCBI's taxonomy places the organism in Eukaryota, Viridiplantae, Streptophyta, Magnoliopsida, Ranunculales, Papaveraceae.